Messenger RNA from Fusarium pseudograminearum CS3096, 1497 nucleotides. RefSeq lists its product as uncharacterized. Lineage: Eukaryota; Fungi; Ascomycota; Sordariomycetes; Hypocreales; Nectriaceae. The transcript has 6 exons. Gene Ontology annotation, molecular function: carbohydrate:proton symporter activity. Gene Ontology annotation, cellular component: membrane. Gene Ontology annotation, biological process: carbohydrate transport; transmembrane transport. The coding region runs from base 1 to 1497 and encodes 498 amino acids. The record is from RefSeq and is a predicted model, not a curated record.
AUGACCACAGUUGGGGGCACAGCAGAGCCCAAGAUGAGCGCAUGGCUGAUCUUCAGCAUCGUCGUCAUCUCGAUGGGGUCCAUCUUUUGGGGUUAUGAUAUCGGCAUCUUGAGCACAAUCUAUGUCUCUCCCGGCUUCAACAAAGCUCUCGACAAUCCGUCCUCCAGCGACAAGGGACUCAUCACUUCCAUCUUCUACGCAGGCCAGUUCGUCGGCUUUGCAUUCUUUGCAGGUCCCUUGAACAAUCGCUAUGGUCGACGCUGGGCAGGUUUUGGAGGUGUGUGUCUCCUCUGUGUAGGCGCUGCCAUUCAAACCGGUUCAGUUCACCUUGCUAUGAUGGUUGUUGGAAGAAUUGUCGCUGGUCUUGGUACUGGGGUGGUAUCUACCUCUGUUCCGCUUUAUCUGAGUGAGAUCUCGCCUGCUAAGAACCGAGGACUCUAUGUUGCUGCGAACCAGGUCGGCAUUGUGUCUGGAAUAUCGAUCGCGUUCUGGGUUGGUUACGGAUACUCCUUCUGGAAGACUGGCAACGGCGUUGAUCUGGAGUGGCGUCUAUCCAAUGCCAUGCAAUUUGUUCCCGCUGUUCUCUUCCUAGUUGGUGUUCCUUUUAUCCCCGAGAGCCCUCGAUGGCUUGUCGAGUCAGAUCAGAUUGAAGCGGCAAGCCGCUCACUCUCCAAGCUACGCGGCCUUUCCCCAAGCGAAGUCCAACCCGAGCUCGACGAGAUCCACGCCAACAUUCUCUGGCACCAAGAAAACUCCAUCACGUCUGCACGCGUUUUUAUCCAGCAGAAGCCAUUGUGGUCGCGACUCUGGCGUGCGUGGUCACUUGCAUUCCUUCAGCAAAUGAGUGGUGCUGCUGGCAUCAGAUACUACCUCCCAACAAACUUUAUCGCUGCUGGUACCUCGAAGGAGUUGAGCCUGUUGGCGUCUGGUAUUGAUGGGACUGUUCAAGUUGCGUGUACUGUUGCUGCUAUGUUCUUCAUCGAUAAGCUUGGUCGAAGGCACUCGCUCGGUGUAGGAGCCGUGAUCAUGGCUUUUUGUCUAAUGAUCAAUGGUGCUCUUCAACUCGCGUAUCCUGGCCAGACAAACUCACACGCCAACUACGUCAACAUCUUUUUUAUCUUUUUCUUCACAGUUGGAUACAGCAUGGGCUUCGGACCAUGCGCAUGGAUUUACGCAUCCGAGAUCUUCCCAGCAAACUGUCGUUCCAAGGGUCUCGGUAUUUCCUCUUCUGGUGCAUCUCUGGGUUCCAUCAUCGUUGGUCAAGUUUGGCCCGUUGCUGUAUCUCGCAUCGGUCCGCGUGUUUACUUCAUCUUCAUGUCUUUCAACGUCUUCUCUGCGAUUCUUGUCUAUUCGUGCUACCCUGAGACAAAGAACAAGACACUGGAGGAGCUCGAUUCGCAUUUCGGCUCGCUUAAUGUUCACGCGGAGGAAGUUGCUACGCCUAAACAAAUGCUUGCUGUGGAAGAACGCGUCGAGGCGCGUACAAAGGACGCUUGA